Molecule: messenger RNA, 2495 nt
Organism: Phycomyces blakesleeanus NRRL 1555(-)
Lineage: Eukaryota; Fungi; Mucoromycota; Mucoromycetes; Mucorales; Phycomycetaceae
Exons: 6
Coding region: 54-1271 (405 amino acids)
Biological process (GO): pyrimidine nucleotide-sugar transmembrane transport
Cellular component (GO): intracellular membrane-bounded organelle; Golgi membrane
Molecular function (GO): pyrimidine nucleotide-sugar transmembrane transporter activity
Source: RefSeq, a predicted model, not a curated record
ACAAACCACAACUUUAGAAAGACAAGAACAAGAAGAAGUUUGCAUAAUACAAGAUGUCUUCCAGUAGGCCUACAAUAAGCAAUACAACCAAGCUAAUCUUGGUUGGUGGUAUGCUAGCUUCAGGUGUUUGCAAUACCAUUCUCAACAAGUAUCAAGACAUGCAGUGUGUUGCAAACUGUGAAGAUCCUGAUCCAACAAAGAGAGAAUUUUUUGAACAACCAAUCUGGCAAACUUUAAAUAUGUUUGUUGGCGAGACUGGAGUAUGGAUUGUGUAUUUUUAUCAAAUGUGGGAACAUCGUCAAAAGUUGGCUUCUUCGUCUGGAAUUCCACCUUCUGCUGUUAACCAACUCGAUGCUGCUGCUAUUGUGGAUGACGUGGAUACUCAAAUCAAGCCAAACACACCAGAAUUAAAGGGCAUCAAAUCAUUGCUGUUCUGGAUUCCCACCCUCUGUGAUCUCACAGCCACAACUGUGAUGAAUGUGGGAUUGCUUUUGACUUCCGCAAGUGUGUAUCAGAUGCUGCGAGGUGCUGUUGUUAUCUUUACCGGACUAUUUAGCUAUUUGUUCCUGAAUCGCCGGUUACGCGCCUACGAAUGGUUCUCAUUGGUGCUUGUGGUCACGGGUGUCGGUAUCGUUGGUCUCUCAUCCGUACUUUAUCCCCAAAAGAGACCAUCUGCGACUUCUUUAAACAACAAUGGAUUGAUUGGGUCAGAUGAGGAUUUCAAGGCAUUGCUUGGUGUCGGCUUGGUAUUGGGUGCCCAGCUGUUUACUGCCACUCAGUUUGUGAUCGAGGAAAAGAUCAUGAUGCACUACAAGGUCACUCCUCUCAAGGCAGUCGGACUCGAAGGCAGCUUUGGUCUCUUGUCGGUCCUGAUGGCCAUGCCGAUUCUGGAUUUCUUGCUUGGUAGCCAGCACCCGUUCUUCAAUAUCUCCAAAGGUUUCCAUGACUUUUUUGACAAUCCUGUUGUCUGGCAGACCGGUCUUGCCAUCAGUUUCUCAAUCGCCUUUUUCAAUUGGUUUGGACUCUCGAUUACUUCUAGCGUGUCGGCCACAUCCCGAAGCACAAUCGAUGCAUGCAGAACACUCUUUAUCUGGAUGGUAUCGCUUUACUUGGGCUGGGAGCAAUUUUCCGGUAUCCAGGUUGUUGGCUUUGUAGUCAUGGUGAUUGGUACAUUUUAUUUCAACGGUGUGCUCCGAUGGCCCUUGGUCAAGUCCGAUGAAGAUGAUACUCUUGAUGAAACUGCUCCGCUCUUGUCAACCGAAGAAUCAUAAUUUUUUUUAUUUUAUUUUUCAAAAAGAAAAUAAUACCCACAAACACACACAUUUAUAUAUAUAUAUAAUUCAAACAAACAAUUAAACAAAGAGUCUUGAUUUUUUUCUAUUGAAAAAUACCUGUAGAUUUAUAUUUUGAUAUAAAUAUGUAUAUUGAAUAAACCAAAGAAGAAGAAGAAGAAGAAGAAAAAGGGAGAAAAGAAGAAAGGGUGCAAUGUAAUGUAAUGUAAUGUAAUGUAACGUAUCGUAACGUAGCGUAACAUAGUGAAUUGUAAGUUUAACGGCUGUGUAAAGGAUACUAACAAGUAGUAGAAAGAAGGGUAAUGGUGAUAGUAACAGUAGGACUGACAAACAGAAUAAGAUAGAUAGGUAAAUGUAUGUAUGUGUGUAUGUAUGAUAUGUAUGGUAUGGUAUGCAUGGUAUGGUAUGAAGGAAUGAAGGAAUGAAGGAAUGAAUGAGAGUGUUGUAUAUCAACAUAAGAAAAAGAAAGGGAAUCAAGAUGAAAAGGUAAUGAUGAUAAAGAGAGCGAUUAAUGCCAUCAGGACCGAACUAGUGGUAACGAUCACUAUUCCUCGACUGGCUGGAAAAUACCCUUUGAUCAUAGAAGCCUGGACAUGGAAAUAGCGCACGAACGCAAACAUCAAGAACAUCAUACCCAUCAGAAUAAAGCACAAGCCAACCGGUCUUCCAAACCACAAAAGACUUCCGUCCCUAAUUGAUUUAUCCAAUCGAAAGAACUGUGUGAUGGCUACAAAACAAUAUAAAUAAUAAUUUUUUUUUGAAACGCCUAUAUAUUAUAUAUAUAUAUAUAUAUAUUUAUUUGAACCACCCUCCCAAAAAAGAAAAGAAAAAAAUGAUUCCUUAUUUUAUUGACUAUUCCUUACCAACUCCACAAGAAAUGGUCGCAAGGCUUGUGCGUAACCAGGCUAGGUAUGUACGCUCAUUUGCCAGAUGAUCUCUUGCAACACUGUUCUUAUUCUCUAGGUACCUUGAUGUAGAGUAUUCUUCAAUAAAUUCUUCCAAAAAAGUCAACCAGGGGUGAGGAGGUCGGGUUGGACAUUCUGAAGCAAGUUUCAGCGCUGUCUUGGAAGAAGAAGAAGAAGAAUAUGAUGAUGAUGAUGAUGCUAAUAGUGCUGUUGUUUCAGUUGCUGCCUCUGCCUCUGUUAUAGCAGAAGAGGAAGACUGAGGUGGAUCUUGGGUACCGCCAUUAUUGAUACUAGUGAU